Messenger RNA from Theobroma umbraticum, 1107 nucleotides. NCBI's taxonomy places the organism in Eukaryota, Viridiplantae, Streptophyta, Magnoliopsida, Malvales, Malvaceae. The record is from RefSeq and is a predicted model, not a curated record.
AUGGGAAGACCUCCUUGCUGUGAUAAAUCCAACGUUAAGAGGGGUCUUUGGACUGCUGAGGAAGAUGCCAGGAUUCUUGCUUAUGUUUCCAACUAUGGAAUUGGGAACUGGACUUUAGUUCCAAAGAAAGCAGGAUUAAACAGAUGUGGGAAAAGCUGCAGGCUUAGGUGGACCAAUUACUUAAGGCCUGAUCUUAAACAUGAGAGCUUCACUCCUCAAGAGGAAGAAGUCAUAAUCAAUCUUCACAAACAUAUUGGCAGCAGAUGGUCAUUAAUUGCAAAGCAUCUUCCUGGAAGAACAGACAAUGAUGUGAAGAACUAUUGGAACACUAAGCUGCGAAAGAAGCUUUCCAAGAUGGGAAUUGAUCCUGUAACUCAUAAGCCAAUUUCUCAGGUUCUUUCUGAUUAUGGAAACAUCAACAGCCUCCCAAACACUGAAAAUCUAAUUGGGUCCUUUGGCAAGAAUUUGAGAAACACGUUAAUACCCAAGAUUGAGCCAUCUUCAAUACCCAUGGGGCUUCAAAAUAACUGUGUGGUCAUGAAGCCAGUGAUAGAGAAAGUCCAAGAUAAUUUAUCUGCUGCAAAUAACCUUUCAUGGGACAUUUUGGCUCAGGGUCAAGUCAACAACCGAGGAUCUAUCCAACCUAACUUCUUCAGUGAAGUUACUUCUCCUUGUUCAUCUUCAUCGUCAACUGCUUUCUCGCAAUUGAGUUCACCUCAAUCCUCUUCUUUCCAGGCAUCUCAGUCUGAAAUUACACCACCAUCUCCCUUCAGUUGGAGUGAUUUUCUCCUCAGUGACCCUCUCUUCCAUGACAAUUCUCAGCAAAAACAAAAGCACAAGUUCCCUGGACCAAGACGAUCCUCAACUAUGACACAGAAGGAAAUAUCCCAGUUCAAAGCCAAUGGUGGAAGUGAUCAUAACUUUAACAGAAUUGAACGUCAGGGAUUUGGAGUAUAUGAUUACAGCUCUACCACAAUGAAUCAAGUUAACAUAAAAACUGAUGCUUCUUCAUUGCCUGCAAGUUCUUUCGUUGAUGCCAUCUUGGAUAGAGACAGUGAGAUACGUUCACAAUUUCCUGAAAUUUUAGAUGGUUCUCUUGAUUACUGA